Messenger RNA from Prunus dulcis (almond), 664 nucleotides. RefSeq names its product 60S ribosomal protein L31. The record is from RefSeq and is a predicted model, not a curated record. Gene Ontology annotation, molecular function: structural constituent of ribosome. Lineage: Eukaryota; Viridiplantae; Streptophyta; Magnoliopsida; Rosales; Rosaceae. Gene Ontology annotation, biological process: cytoplasmic translation. The coding region runs from base 113 to 478 and encodes 121 amino acids. The transcript has 2 exons. Gene Ontology annotation, cellular component: cytosolic large ribosomal subunit; ribosome.
AUGAUCUGCCGUUAACGCCCUAGGGCUUGUUUAGCAGCCGAGGGAGCAAGUUCAUUGCUGGUGAGUGGAGGUCGUCGUCGUCGUCUGGUUUGGGGAUCGCAGAGCUUCAACAAUGGCGGAGAAGGGCGGAAAAGGAAGAAAGGAAGAGGUGGUUAGCAGGGAGUACACCAUCAACCUCCACAAACGCUUGCAUGGAUGCACAUUUAAAAGGAAGGCUCCAAAUGCGAUAAAGGAAAUCAGGAAGUUUGCUGAAAAGGCUAUGGGUACUACAGAUGUUAGAGUGGAUGUUAAGCUCAACAAGCACAUUUGGAGCCGUGGGAUUCGAAGUGUGCCUAGAAGGGUACGCGUCCGCAUUGCACGGAAGAGAAAUGAUGAAGAAGAUGCCAAGGAGGAGUUAUACUCACUAGUCACUGUUACAGAGGUCCCUCCAGAGGGAUUUACUGGUUUGGGCACCAAGGUGAUCGACGAAGAAGACUGAACUAGUUUAAAUCCCUUGUUCUUUUUCCUUCUAGUUAGGUAAUUCCAAUUUUGGCUGUACUUUUAUUUAUUUGAGGAUGUGUGGUCUGGUUUUGUCCGUCUUGGAAAUUUCUUCAGCAGAGCAUUGCAAAAUUCUUAUGUGGUUCAUGAUUUCGGUCUCUUCAGAUUUUUCGGAAUUCUUCUUUUC